Danio aesculapii is the source of this 2744-nucleotide messenger RNA. Its product is annotated as gastrula zinc finger protein XlCGF57.1-like. Bases 62 to 1612 code for a protein of 516 amino acids. Gene Ontology annotation, cellular component: nucleus. The record is from RefSeq and is a predicted model, not a curated record. The transcript has 2 exons. Gene Ontology annotation, molecular function: RNA polymerase II transcription regulatory region sequence-specific DNA binding; DNA-binding transcription factor activity, RNA polymerase II-specific. NCBI's taxonomy places the organism in Eukaryota, Metazoa, Chordata, Actinopteri, Cypriniformes, Danionidae. Gene Ontology annotation, biological process: regulation of transcription by RNA polymerase II.
AAGUGCCCAAACACAGAGAAAAACUCCUGCUGAAGCGACUGAUCUCCACACUGUUAUAAAGAUGGCGUUUAUUAAAGUGGAGAGUGAAGACCUGAAGAUUGAAGAAACAUUCACAGUCAAACAGGAAGAUCUGCAGGAACAAACAGAAGAAACAUUCAGAGUCAAACAGGAAGAUCUGCAGGAACAAACAGACCUGAUGGUACUGAAAGAAGAGACUCAUCAACAGAAUGAAAUAGAAGAGAAACAGCAGAAACCCCAAAAAAUAAUGACUGAUGAAAAACCCACACUGACUAAAAAGACUUCAUCACACGGAAGACCUCGGAAAUCCAAAUCUGGGUGUAAUUUUAGCUGUAAACAGUGUAGAAAGAGUUUCAGUCAAAAGUCAAACCUUGAUGUUCACAUGAAAGUUCACACUAGGAAGAAACCUUGCACUUGCAAACAGUGUGGAAAAAGCUUCAAUAGUACAGGACACUUAACCGUGCACAUGAGAAUUCACACUGGGGAGAGGCCGUACAUGUGCCAACAGUGUGGAAAAAGCUUCUAUCAUGCUGGAAACUUGGCAGAGCACAUGAGAAUUCAUACCGGAGAGAAGCCUUACUCUUGCACUCAGUGUGGAAAGAGUUUUAAGCAAAAUGGCACCUUUAAAGUCCACAUGAGAAUUCACACUAGGGAGCAACGUUACAGCUGCGAACAGUGUGGAAAGAGUUUUGGUCAAAUACAAGACUUUAAAACCCACAUGAGAAUUCACACCGGAGAGAAGCCUUUCAGCUGUAAACAGUGUGGAAAGAGUUUCAGAAAAAAGCCAAACCUUAAUGUUCACAUGAGAGUUCACACUAGGGAGAAACCUUACACCUGCAAACAGUGUGGAAAGAGUUUUAGUCGAAAACACAGCUUUAAAGCCCACAUGAGAAUUCACACAGGAGAGAGGCCGUUUACAUGCCAACAGUGUGGAAAAAGCUUCUGUCAUUCAGGAAACUUUGCAGAGCACAUGAAAAUUCACACUGGAGAAAGGCCGUACACAUGCCAACAGUGUGGAAAAAGCUUCUAUAAUCCAAGAAGCCUUUCACUGCAUAUGAGAAUUCACACUGGAGAGAAGCCUUUUAGCUGUAAACAUUGUAGAAAGAGUUUCAGUCUAAAGCAGAACCUGAAUGUUCACAUGAGAGUUCACACUAGGGAGAAACCUUACACCUGUGAACAGUGUGGAAAGAGUUUUGGUAAAAAACAAGACCUUGAGGUCCACAUGAGGAUCCACACUGGAGAGAAACCUUACACAUGCACACAGUGUGGUAAAAGUUUCACAUAUAAAAACACACUCAAACACCACAUGAUAAGUCACACCGGAGAGAAGCCGUUUGUAUGUGCUCAGUGUGGAAAGAGCUUCACAACCAAAACUAACCUUAAGAACCACAUGGAUGGUCACACUGGAACCAUAGUGUUCACAUGUGAUCAGUGUGGAAAGAGUCUCACACGCAAAGACUACAUUAGGCAACACAUGAGGACUCACUCAGGAGAGUGUUUUAGAUGCAGUGAGUGUGGAAAGGGCUUUAACCAUAAAAGAAGCCUCAGCACUCACAUGAAGAUUCACAAUGGAGAGCAGAGUCCUCAAAAAUGAGUCCUUGUCCACACAAACACGGGUAUAUUCAAAACGGCAGCUUUUUCAUGUAAUUUGGCUGUUCAUUCACGUGAAGUUUAUUUAUAAACUAUUUUUGUUUUCCCAAGAUUUCCAUGUUUCCUCCAACAGUCCAAAAACACACAACCUAAGUAAACUGAACAUUCUAAAUUGGCACCAUUGAGCUCUUAGUAAGCCAUAUAUCUCCUUUAGCCAUUCCUAUAAUUGUAAUUAGAACAGAAACAAGUCAGGAGAGUUCAUCGAGAUCUACCUGAGCUCAAAUUCCCCUCUCACCCUGUUUACGGGAGGGAGCCCAGGGCUCUAGGAUCUUAUGAUCUUUUAAACCACACUAAACUGAGCUAAAUUGAACUGAACUUAAACACUGAAAACUGAACUGACACUGUUCCUAUUCACUGUGACCUUUUAUGUGAAGCUGCUUUGACACAAUCUACAUUGUAAAAGUGCUAUACAAAUAAAGGUGAAUUGAAUUGAAUUGAAUUGAAUUAUGAGCUUAGGGCUCUCUCCCGGGACAGCAUGCCAAACAAGUGUGAACUCUUGAAAACAUAUCGAGUUACUGAUAAUGAAACCCUUUGAACACCUGAAGAUGUAAACUCAAUAGCUGAAGAGGGGUGAAGAUUUUGACAACUGUGUUGUAGUGUAGAUCAGGGAUCACGGCCCAGUACCAGGUUGUGAGAGUUGCUACUGGGCUAUGAAGGAUAGCAUUUUUUAUUGUUAGGCUUUAUUAACAUUUACUAAUAAAUACAGACAUAAAGGGGUUUCUUUUUCUGAGGAGUUAAAUGCCAUAUGUGCAUAAGAGAAGAGUUGUUGGGCUGCUCUCAGCAACCUGCCUGUUAUCGAGCAUGGGUGUAUGUAAAAUGCAGAGUGAAAUGUGAAAUGUAUGAACUGUGUGUUCGUGCUCUGAAACAUUUGCCUAGUCGACGGUCAAGGCCAACUGUCAAGAAAAGAUACCAGAAAGAUGAACAUUUGGUUGCUGAAUGGUCCAACUGCCAAGAAGACAUCAUGAGUCAAUAAAGUUGAGAUUAGAUAGUGUGUGAAAGACAUUAUAAAACAUGAAGGAGAGCCCAAAGGAGACCAGAGCUGAAUUGAAAUUACAUCUCUCCUGCGCAGAACUGUU